AUGAAUUUUCAUAUUUAUUUUUUUAAAACUUUUGCUCGUUUUCUUUGUAUAAAAAAUGAAACACCAUAUUUUUUUAAAAAUGGCUCUAGAAUAUUAAUUAAUGAAAAAAAAAGUUAUAAUAUCAAUUAUGUGGAAAAAGAAAAUAAUAAAUAUACAUUAAUUAAUAAUAUUCAUUAUAUAAAAGAAUCAGAUUUUUUUAACAGACUUAUAAAAAUAUAUAUUGAUAUUAUUUUUAAUUUUUCAAAAUAUCCUUUACAUGUUCAAUGUUUACAUAUUUUUUGUAAAAAAAUACUAAAAGAAAAAAUUGAAAAUGUUAAAAGUAGUUUAGAACACAAAAAAGUUUUGUAUAAUAGUGAUAAUAUAAAGUUUGAGAAUUUAAAUGAAUAUUUAGUCAAUUUAAAUAAAGAAUCAAUAGAAAAGAAAGAAAGUGAGGAAUACUUCAAUAAAGUAUUUGAAAAAGUUAAAAAAUUUUAUUAUUAUAAAAAUGUAUUAUAUGCAUUAUUUACAUUAGAACAUAAUAAAAUAAUUUUUAAUUAUACUGAAAAUUUAUUAAUAAAAGAUUUGCAAAAUUGUCUUAUUAACUCAACUUUAAAUAAUAGCAAAGAUAUUUAUAGAUUUAUAAAAAAGAAUGGUCAAGAUAACAUAUAUAUUUAUAUUAUAGAAUUUUCAGAUAAUUUAUAUAUUUUAAAAAAAAGAUAUAAUUUUAUUAAAUAUCUAUUUUAUAAUAAUAUGCAAAAUAAAUUAUAA
Molecule: messenger RNA, 747 nt
Organism: Plasmodium gallinaceum
Lineage: Eukaryota; Apicomplexa; Aconoidasida; Haemosporida; Plasmodiidae
Product: conserved Plasmodium protein, unknown function
Exons: 2
Coding region: 1-747 (248 amino acids)
Source: RefSeq, a predicted model, not a curated record